AUGCGUGACGCACCGAGCAACGCUGUUUAUAUAGCUUCUAAGAUGAGACACACUAAGAAAGUUUUUGUGCCUCUCAGAAAAAUAUCAUGGCUUAUUUUUGUUUUUCCUCUUUUAUUAUUGCAGUGUUCACUAGGUGAGUGAGUCAAUCUGUUUUCAAAGUUCCGUUUUACGGGUUUCACUUCCGAAAAUGGCGUCGUACAAUUUAAGACUCAAUUUCCUGUUCUCUUGCUUUGCAGGACAGCAAAAGGUUCACGUCUUUACAGCAACAGACUUCAUGCUUUUUGAUACCAACGAUCUCCUUUAUUUUGAGGUUCUACGGCCGAAAAAUAUUAGUUACAUCUACAAAGUUAGGCCUGCAAAAGACUUCGGUGGCAAAUUUGUAAGUAAGCUACAGUAAGUUGCUGUACCGUUACGUUGUAGCUCAAAUUUCAAGCCUACAGGCUUGACAGCUGUUACAGCUGAGUACAUUAAGCUAGUUUUUAUCGAGACAAUUUAUAUGGAUGGUCCAAUCCUCUCCCUAAGUAUGUAUAAGUGAAAAAGUUGCAUUGAUAUUUAUGUCAUGUUUUUCAAUUCGUGGUAAAACAGUGGUCCUUAAAAAGUCUUAGUGUCCCCGAUUAGUAGGCCUGACGGCAAGCUAGAAGACUAGACACUUAAAUAAAGUUGUUGUUGUUGUUGUCUUACUUCCGGUAAGUCUUAAAGAUACAGAAGACCUUGUGAACUUAUAAUCUAAAAUUUUGUAGUUUUUAGCGAAGGAAAUAACGUUUAUUAAUAAUGUUAGCUCUACUUGUAUCUUGUAUUUUGUGUGAUUAAAUUCAAAAUUAGUGCUGACAGGGUUUAUAAAUAAUAAGGUAGUGUACAGAUUUUUAAAAUGACGUGUCCUUAUCAUGGAAAUCAGCUAGAGCAGCCAUCAAUCGAAACGCUGUUUGUUUGAUAUGUUUAGCGCAUUUGAAUAACAAUGAUUUCAUGGUGGUAAGUGAUAAAGAAAACAUAAUGAACAUAAAUCUGUUUUGCAUGUUCACCUCAGAAUUAAUACCAUUUCACAUAGUUACCAUUUCAUAUGGAGAAUAAUAAUGUAUAAGAAACCUAUUGCAAGGUUGUGGUAAUAACUGUUUCAAUUUAUUAUCUUCACCGAAAAACAUGUUAUUUUGAUUAUGACAGUUUAUUUUUAAGCCUACCCUGCUCCAGAGGUCCAUUCUCAAAAUACCUAAUAUGAAAUAAACCGUGCUUACAGUUUGACAAGGCUCCCGAUUCAGACCUCUGGUCACACAAGCAAGCAACCUCAUUUCCAUGCAAGAAAUCAGUUCAGAAUCUGAACUGGGUCGUCGAUUGGUUACUCCCACGUCUGCAGGGAAUUAACACUGUAACAGUGAACUUGAUUGGCUGUAUCGAAAAACUUCACCACAUGACAUUUAAAACUAGUAUAUUAUCUAUGGAUACAGUGUGAAUAAACAAUGAAUUGAAUAGCUUGUAUGUUUGAUUUCCUAAUACAGGUCAUACUCUAGAGAACUGUAUCCUCAAAUUUUGUCCAGUUCACAUGCAUCAAUCUACGCAUGAAUUAUGAAUAGACAUUUAGGGUUAAGUUCCCCUGGGACCACUGAGUUUUUGCAGCAAAUUCUUCCCUGUUGCAAUAACUCAUUGUUGAUUUUUCCAGCGUAAGUAAGGUUACAAUAUUCUGCUGUGGAACCUUGAUCUAAUGAUGUACCAAGGGACUGGUAAAAUUUGUUCUUUAAAAUGUGAUUUGUUAUAUUGAGGUUGUUAUCCAAGUAUUUUAUGACAAAUUUGUUGGUUUUACCAAGGACUUUGUUAUAUAGACCUUUAUUACUUUGAGGUUUCACAUAGGUUUAACAUAGUGCAUAAUAAUGUUAACAUUGUUUUUGUUUUUGUUUUGUUUUUUUCAUUAAGGAAUUCCAAUCAGACACAGUGACAGUUAAUCUUGUUGCUGCAGAUCCUCCAGAUGCAUGUUAUUCUGUUAUUAAUGGAGAGGCCUUGCAAAAAUCAAUAGCCUUGGUUGAAAGAGGGUGAGUGCUUAACUACAGUGUACAUAUUUCCUAGAAUGAUUGCUACAUCGUUCUUCAAAUAGUGCAUUUUCUUUGCUCCAGUUUCCUCCACACAUUCACACCAAAACCACCCAUAACUGUCAGUGUGAAACCAUAAAGUUUAUAUUUAUGUCUCUAAUGAACCACUUGUGAGGUCAUCAAUUUUAACAGGCCUCUACCUUGUGAUUGGGAAAGAGAUCUUGUAUUAAAACAAUACCCAGAUGAGCACAAAUUGAUUCAUUUAACAGGUUGGAGAUAAAUGCUUGAUAAUCGUGUGUGCGUGACAGGUAAAAACCAAUAAUAUAAUCUCGUCCCGCUACCCACCUGACAUACUACCCUCCUUUCAUGGGGCCUUGGUGUUUUUGUGAAAACUUCUUUCAUGGAAAUAAAGCUUAGUAAAUUCAUGCUCCUCAUAAGAAAAAAGGGAAAUGAAGUGGGGAACGGAGAAAGUGAAAGGUAAAAGUUUAGAGCGGGCAAUAUAGUGAUGUUCAUUUACAUGUAUGUACACCUGUAAGACUGUGUGUCAUUCAGCUGUGUGGGCCUUUCUUUUCUAACAAAUGGUGAAACAUUUUUCUUCCUCUCUGUUUAGAGGCUGUUCUUUUGUUUCCAAAGUUAAGACAGUUGAAAAUCAUGGUGCCAUUGCUGUGUUUAUAGCUGAUAACCACCAUGAUAAUGGGGAAGCCUUAGUAGACAUGGUUCAUGAUGGCACUAAAAGAGAUGUGCACAUUCCUGCAGGAUUCAUGCUGGGCUCAGAUGGGUGAGUGUUUGGGAGAUGUGGUGACUUCUUUGAAUAGCUAAUAGAAUAAGUAUGAUGCUACACUACAAAAGUUAUGAUCAGCACUGUCUAGGUCAAAAAUUGGAUAUCGGAUAAAUCUAAGUAGUAUUUUUGUUAUUAAUUUUUUAUAAGAAUGUUGCAAAUGACAUGUUGCUAACAAGACAAUUCAGAUGAAUCCAAUAUCCAAUUUUUGACCUGUAGAAAGUGCUAAUCAUAACUUUUGUAGUGUAGCAUCAAACCUAUUAAUAAAUACUAUUUUAAGCAAAAGCUCAGUCAUUUCCUCUUCGCAAAAUGUAUGCAUCUUUCAUCACUUUCUCCAACUCCGUCAAAACAGCUGAGCCAUUGAACCUUUAGCGGAGUCAAUAUUAUUGGUGUCAUUUGUACAGUUACUGUACAGUUGGUUUUGGAGUAGAGUAGGAAAAACUGGAGUACCUGGAAAAAACCUCUUGGAGCAAGGGAGACCAGCAACCAAUUCAACCCACAUAUGGCGUCGAAGCUGGGAUUUGAAGCAGGGCCACAUUGGUGAGGGGGACGUAAGGGUUUUGGUGAUGCGGUUUUGUUCCAUUUUUGGUGCGGUUUGGGGGAAUGUUUAUUUUAAGUUGUGGUAUUGCAGUUUUACAAAACCAAGUGGUUUGCAGUAUUCAGAAAUUUUCAGGUAAUUUCAAUGCGGUUUGCGGUUUUCCUAUGUCAUUGUGUGCAGUGUUUAUACCUUUUUCUGUGCGGUUUUGCGGUAUUCAUACGCCCCUUACCUCAUUGGUGGAGGCGAGUACUCUCACCAUCGCAAAAUUGAUGAUAUGCGAAGGGCAAAAACAGUCCCCAGGUGAACCCUGUACAUUUUACCACGGAGAGGUCAAACGAUGGUUUCUGCCUCAAAUACUGUCUAAGACAUCAUUGAGUUUUCUGCCAGUCAAUGCUCAUGUGCCUCACAAUAUUGGACAACUUUCGGGAUGAGCAUUUAACGUUCACUUUUAUCCCAUCCUACCCUAGGUAUCACAUAAAACGUGGAAUUGAGGGAGCUGGGAUGCAAGGAGCAGUCAUAUCAAUACCACUGAAUGUCACAACCAAUCCGAGUCUGUAUGCUCGACAGCCUCCUUGGUCAAGCUGGUGACACAAAUCAAGAAAAUUCGAUUUAUAUAUAAAAAUUAAUUUAGUGGUUACUUUAGAAUGGACACUGUAGAAGAGUAGUCACUAUUUUUUCUGAGAAGUGUUUUAUACAGCCUGGUUUCACAAGAAAAGAAAUGAGUGGUAAAUUGAUUGAGAUGCACGUUUGUAUUAGGUGGCAGUCUGACUUUUCUGCCAUGGAAGAUUGUAGUGUUUUUUUUUUUUCAAAGUUUCAACCUCGUUCCCAGGGUAUCUAUUCUUAUUACAAAGAGUAGAGAUCUGGAGAUGAGGUCGGAAAGGUGUUCUUAUUGCUGGAGGGCCGGCGUUGCUUGCAAAAUCUGUAAUGAGAACACUUAGGUAUGGAAACUUAUCGCUGAAUCAUAAUUCAAAAUAGCUUAUCUGACUUUAAGCAGAAGUCAAACUAAUUUAACGCUUUUUUACUAGCGGCGUAUUAUUCAUAAGUUAUUUGAUAAUUUAUAUUACACGUAUAUUAUGUCAAAGACUUUGUGAACGUGUUAUGGUCAGGUAUUUUCAGAAAAUUUGAGAUUUUUACAAUAAAGUUUUUGUCAUUUGGAAUUUACUAAAAUAGACGGCGUGAGGCAAGUUUUUGUUGUUUAAAGUACAUGUAAACCAAACGAAGCUUAUUUGUGGGUUUACACCGGUGUUCUCCAAUAGGUGUUUCCUUGUGGUUUUCUUACCAAGGAAAACGUUUUUAAUGAAGUUAUUCCAUUUACAUGAGCAAGGAUAACUUGUUCGUUUAAGUGAGGCUUAACUCGAGAAAUUGUUAAGAACAACUCUGAAUUUAACGUACUCGUUGGCGAU
Porites evermanni is the source of this 4734-nucleotide messenger RNA. Lineage: Eukaryota; Metazoa; Cnidaria; Anthozoa; Scleractinia; Poritidae. The record is from the annotation of a GenBank genome assembly.